Molecule: messenger RNA, 1493 nt
Organism: Camellia sinensis
Lineage: Eukaryota; Viridiplantae; Streptophyta; Magnoliopsida; Ericales; Theaceae
Source: RefSeq, a predicted model, not a curated record
GUGUAGUAGUAGUAGUAGUACCAGCUCUGCAUCAUAAUAACUGCAUUCUGUUACAAAGCGUACCCACCACCACCACCACCGCAGCAGCAGCAGCGGCAAAAGCAGCCCCCUCCUCAAUUUUCUUGCUUUUCUCCUCACAUUUUUCCUCUCUGCGUGCUAAACCCUAGACAUCUCCUCUUUUUGUUGUGGAUAACAUGGAAGGACAAUAUGGUCAUGAGAACUAUCUGCGGUUGAUGUCAUUGGAUUUUGGUGGGAAUACCAAUCAUGUGUCUCAUUCAUACCAAGACAAUCCAAACCAGCAGCACAUUAUGCCAGCUGGAAGGAAUCAGAUGCUUCCCGUUGAUCUGCCCCUGCCUCACUGGAUUCAUUGCCAGCAAACAUCUCAUAGUUAUGUCAAGUAUCUUGCUGAAAGUGGUGCCUCGGAAAUCCAAAGGGAGAUGUCACACAAUAAACUAGGAGUGGCAUCUAAUUUCACACCUACUGAUUCUUCUAUUGGCAUGGAUGUUUGGAAGGGUGUAAAAUAUACGAGGCCUCAUAAUGAAGGAGGACUAAUGAACAACUUCACCAGUGCAGAAUAUCAGAUACAUGUUCAGAAACAAGAAUCAAAUGAACCUCAUCCAGGAGUAGCAGUUGAAGCACAAGGGUUCUCAUCCAAACUACGCAACCGUAUAUCAAGACAGAGAGCCACUGCCACUGAUCGUACUCGCAGAAUGAGGAUUGCUGAGAGACUUGAUGCCUUGAAGGAGCUGCUUCCACAGCCUAAAGAGGGCGGUAAAGCAUCUCUACUUGAUGACAUCAUUGACCAUAUUAAGUAUUUACAGCUUCAAAUAAAGGAUUUAAGUCGAAGCAGAUUGGGAGGUGAAUCAACAUCUGAUUCUUUUAUUUUCCUCGAGGGAUAUGGUCAUUACCUUCUCCAGGAGCUGAUGUUGAAUGAACCUCUGGAAGAGAUGAUAGGAAAGUUAUUGCAGGUCAAUCCAUUAGCAGCGACCGAGCUAUUGGAAAGCAGGGGCCUGGUUAUAAUGCCCACGGCAUUCGCUGAAGGACUGCACCAAUCUCUAUAGAUGUUGCUGAACAUACCAAUCUAUCAAACAUCUAGAUUUUUAUUUUUCUUUUUUAAAAUCACUGUUUCUAUACCAAGAAAAUGACAAAGGCAAACAACCAUUGUUGAGCUUUGGUAACCCCCCAUGAAACAAACUCAAAAACAUCUAUCUAAGUUCACAGUAACUGUGGGAGUUGACUAAGGUCAUUUUGCUCUUAGAUAGAGAGAUACACUUAUCUUGACCAUCCUUUUUUAUACUGUUUGGAUAGAUUGAUUUCAAAUGAAAGGAUUUGAAAUUAAAUUUUAUAAGUAACAUAGGUUAGUUUUCAAAUGAAAUUCGAUUUUGGAAUUCAUUUCUAAAUUUCAAAUGAAAUUCAACUUUAGAAUUCAUUUCUAAAUUUCAGCUUUGUUCCGUAAACAAUUAAUGCCCAAAUACUUUUAUAUUUUAGUUUAA